AAGGGUGACUUGGGGAACUGUGUACUGCAGCAGCGCGAACAACCUCCGUGCAUCCAAUACAGCUGGCUAUAUCGCGUACAUUCUGCGACUUGCUGCCAAUAUGAACAUUCAUUGAAUGCAGAUGCAGACCCCGUUGGCCACUGUUGCCAUGCAUGAGGCGCACCCAGCCUUGUCUCCGCAUGCAACGACUGGAUGUUGCAAUAGUCAGAACGCCUUGUCGGGCUCCCUGGCUUUUGCUGCCCAGAGAGCCAAAGUGCAAUUCUGCCAGUCGAACUUGGGCAUCGCGCUCAUUUGCAUAAGAAACCAUCGGCUGCUGCAACCCGCCAGAGUUCAUGUUGCAAAGAACUUACCUCUCUAAGCCCAGUUCGACAAGGCUAUCGCGUCGACCAUUUGAACCACGACUCGGACACAAGUCUUGUAGUCGAUCAACAAAACCCCCCUCCCGCUCAGUUGACACUUGCUGUCUGAAAGCGUCUAUCACGACUGCCACCCAUCAUGGAUCGCCAACUUGUGGACGACCGCACUCCAUACGUGCACUGCCACGGUCGAACCAUGGCGAGUCUGAUGUCGUCCGCAACCAGCAACUACGCCGACUCGGACAUGACUUCGACAUGUGGCGGGAUGGACUCGACCCCGUCGGUUUCCACGGCGCCCCACGAUCCCAACGGUGACAAUCCCAUCUAUCCCUGCUACAUGAGGGAGUAUCUGGAGUGCGAGGCAGGCUUCCGCUCGGGGCAGGAAGAGGCAUGGUUCGAGCAUGUGUGCGACCACAUGAACCAUCUCUUCCCCGUGAAGACCGGUUGCAUCUUCUGCGACGCGACCUUUCCCGCCUCGUCAAUGACCCCGGAUGACCGAAAGGCGGCGUUCCACAGGCGCAUGAUGCAUAUUGCACGACACUUUCGACGCUGGCGCGAGGAGCAGCUCGAGAGCUGGAACCUGGACAGACUCAUGCUGAACCAUCUCCUCCAUCAUGGGAUUGUCGGCCAGUGGGUCGCGGACCUGGCUGAGCGCGUCGACAGACCAGAGCCGGCGGAGGAGCCACUCGAGUCCGGACCUAUGGUGACGCAGGGGGGGGCGAGAGCCCAGAGAGCGACAGGAUCGGAGGAUGUCGAGAUCACGCAGACAUGCGAGUUUGCGCGUGGCCCGCAUUCGCGCAACAAAAAGCCCUUGAAGCAAGGUUCUGCUCUGGAAUACUUUGUGUGAGAGCGCUCAUGGCAGCGACUUGACGUGCCGAUUGGUGUUGGAGGGAUAUUCAAGCACGUUGAAUCGGAGGGCGCAAGGCUGCCUACCCUACAUGGAAGUAGUACACGACCCACUUUUCCAUCACAUUCAAAUGAUUCCAAACGCUUACACGAUAUGAAGAUUAACUCCACAUUUUCUUACAAUGUAAUUAUAUUUGAUUGACGGAAUUUCUCACUAUGAUUGAGGCCCCAAUGCACUU
Molecule: messenger RNA, 1441 nt
Organism: Emericellopsis atlantica
Lineage: Eukaryota; Fungi; Ascomycota; Sordariomycetes; Hypocreales; Bionectriaceae
Exons: 1
Coding region: 496-1203 (235 amino acids)
Source: RefSeq, a predicted model, not a curated record